GAAAGAGUUCAGGACGUGCAGAGAGAGUAAGUAAGAGAGACAGAGAGUGACAGACAGACCACAGAAGAACACCGAGCUUUGAGAGGAUAAUCACCACAUCAGACAUGAGCCUCCAAGUUUGCAACUGCUGCGGCUGGUCCAAAGUCACGUCCUACCAUGGCCUGAGAACUCACCAGGGGAAGAUGGGAUGCACGCCGAAAGGAAUGAGGAUCCCAGAGAGUGAACAAUUCGGAUACAGCAGUUACAUUCCUAAACUGACAUACAUAGGACCUCCAAUUACAAUAGAAGAGCCUUCAAUGAUCUUCAAGCCUGUUUCAAAGGGUUUCACAGGCUUUACUUUGAUAAAAGACGAACGUGAAGCAGACACGAGGAUAGAUCUAUGGAAAGAAUCUCUUCAAAAGGACAACGGACCAAUUUACAGCACUCCAGUGAAGAACCAGAAUGUGCAUCCAAUCUUCACUACGCAAGAGAGUCCAACAGAAGCUGGACUAAUGUUCCAAUCAUUGUUGGAAACUCAACAGCUCCCACGGAAAACAGCCACGAACUCAGACAAAACUCACAGAGCGCUUGAUUUCUCCACUGGUACACAGCAGCCUUUCCUGACGCCGGUGACACACAUCUUCAACACCCAAGUGAAUCUUGCAACCACAGAAAUCAACAUGAAGGAGACAAACAAAUCAUUGUUUGAACCUCAGCAGCACUCUCAUCUAACUGACACCAACUCCGUCCAUCUCUCCACGGUUGCACAGCAGCCUUUCCUGAUGCCGAUGUUACAGUCCCUCAGCACCCAAGUGAAUCCUGCAGUCGCGGAGACAAAUAAAUCAUUGUUUGAAACUCCACAGCACUCUCCUCCAACCGCCACCAAAGCUCGUCGAGCGCUUGAUUUCUCCACUGGUGCACAGCAGGUGGGGCAACUGACCUGGGAUCUUCCCGUGACCACAGCUCAGGAAACGUCAGCCCGACCAACGGAGACAGAGUGGGAGAAAGAGAUGGCGAAGGAGAAGGAGAAAGAGAGGGAGAAAGAGAAGGAGAAAGAGAGAGAGAAAGAGAAAGAGAGGGAAAAGGAGAGGGAGAAGGAGAGAGAGGCUCAAAAACUACUCAAGGUAAAGCAAGACAGGAUAAAGGCUGAUUUACAGCAGAAAAUCCAUAUGAGAGAACAAAAGAUGGCUGAAGUCAGAUCAUCUGUAAUAGCCAGCAAGGGCAGCUUGGAUACUGAAUGGCUGGAGAUCAACAACGUGUUCGCAGAGGUGAUGAGAGUUGUGGAGGACGCUUGGAAGAAAGCGCUUCAACCUCUGGAGGAGAGGAGAGACAGAGUAAAGAGAGAAGCACAAAAUCUGAUCCAGGGACUGCAAAAGGAAGUUGACAAACUCAAAAAGACCAUUGACGAGUUGGACAAAAAUCCAAACUUGCAGACUUCUCCUCUAACAGGCCUUGAUGAAUCUUGGAAGAACGUUACUGUUGACGGUUCAUUCUCCCAUGGUACACUAAGAAGUCAAACAUCAAACAUGAUGGAAGAAAUCCAGCAGAAACUGGAAAAACUCUCUUCUGUUGAACUCAAGAGGAUUCCUACAUUUGAAGUGGAUGUAAAGCUUGAUCCAACCACUGCGCACGGGAGCCUUAUUCUUUCUCGUGAUGCAAAGAAAGUGGCAGAUGGAGGAGUCAACCAGAAAGUUCCUGACACUCCAGAGAGGUUUGACAUGUUUGGCAGCAUCCUGGGACUCAACAGGUUGACCUCUGGGAAGUCCUACUGGGAGGUGGAGGUCAGCAACAAGACCGGAUGGGAUCUCGGCGUAGCAAGACGCAAUGCAAACCGUAAGGGGAAACUCACGUUGACCCCAGAUAAAGGUUACUGGGUUAUUGUACAUUAUGAAGAUAAAAAGUACGCAGCCCUGUCAGAUCCACCCAUCAGCCUCCCCCUGAUGGUGAAACCUGAGAAGGUUGGCGUGUUCGUGGAUUAUGAGGAAGGUCUCGUGUCCUUCUACGACACAACGGCCCAAUCGCACAUCUACUCGUUCACCGAGUGCUCGUUCAGUGAUGAGAUUUUCCCGUAUUUCAGUCCACAUCUUAAACAAAAUGGGAAAAACACUAGUCCUCUGAUUAUCUCUGCUGUCAAAAAGCAGUUUCAUGAAGUGCGUGGGCGACUGGUGCGCUGAAAGUUGCACAACUUGACAUAAAAUGUACAAGUUUGGGUGAUACAGUAAUGCAUUACUGUGGUAUGACGGUUCAUAAGACCACCAGAGGAGUUAACUGGGGUUUUCUGGCCUGAUCGUCUGAGCUGUGUGAAGAGUUUCUAAAAAAUUAUACAUAUAUUUAGAUUUUUUUUUUGCUGAAAACACAAUUUUUACACAUUUUAUAUCAAAGAAUUUCUUUCUGUUGUUUUUAUUCCAAAGUAUAGAUGUUGAAUAUAUGUUUGGAUUUCAUAUGAUGUAUUUAUAUCUCCAUGUUCAUCGUGUGGUUUCUGUUGUUACUGAUAAAAUGAGAAAAUGGGGAUGUUCCCUCUGUGGUCACUGUAAAUAUAUCAUUUCACUGCUCUUACAAAAUGUUCCUUGGUAUAAAGUCAGAAUGCAUGAAUAGAACUGCCAUUUUUUAAAAGUUCAUUUCAUAAGAUGUUGAUAUUGAUACAAAAAUAAAUGAAUAAAAGUCGUUUGACAUUGUAUUUCA
Larimichthys crocea (large yellow croaker) is the source of this 2661-nucleotide messenger RNA. Its product is annotated as E3 ubiquitin-protein ligase TRIM21. Bases 105 to 2153 code for a protein of 682 amino acids. The record is from RefSeq and is a predicted model, not a curated record. The transcript is spliced from 16 exons. Gene Ontology annotation, molecular function: protein binding. Lineage: Eukaryota; Metazoa; Chordata; Actinopteri; Sciaenidae.